This is a messenger RNA of Ambispora leptoticha, 573 nucleotides long. NCBI's taxonomy places the organism in Eukaryota, Fungi, Glomeromycota, Glomeromycetes, Archaeosporales, Ambisporaceae. The record is from the annotation of a GenBank genome assembly.
AUGGACGACGAUUGCAGUGACCUAGAAAUAAUCAAAAUCAUACGGGACGGAUAUGCGCCAGUGCCAAGAAUCUACUACAUGAUAUGCGAGUCGAUUUUCUUUAUAAUGCUUUUUUCAAGCCUGGAUAAACUAGGGACAAAUGAUAAAGCAGAUAGAGAAAUAAAGCGUUUUCGUCUAUUCCAAGCAGUAUUUUUAUCGACUGAUCUGGUUCUCAUAUUGGCAAUGAUAAUCUACCGAAUUGUGACAAUAUUUAAAACUGUACCCAGUUACGAUUAUGCUGAUGAGUUCUGCACCGCGUUUACCGUGUACAACAUGACAAGAUUUGGUCUUACGUUACCAAAACUUUUCAAGAGCUCACGAGGAGAACACUUUAGUAUUUCCUCAGCUUCAAUUUCUCGAGGGCAAGUCUCACCUAUUCCUAUUCCUAUUCCUUUAACCCCUAUUACUCCCGCUGAAAUUAUGAAACGUCUUAAUAAAUAUGACUAUCCCAAUUCCGAUGAAUACUAUAAGAUGAUAGAGACUCAGUUGAAAGACGGCAUGCACUUUGACAAAGAUCGGAAUUGUGGAAAAUAA